Messenger RNA from Branchiostoma floridae (Florida lancelet), 1441 nucleotides. Its product is annotated as CMP-N-acetylneuraminate-poly-alpha-2,8-sialyltransferase-like. Gene Ontology annotation, molecular function: alpha-N-acetylneuraminate alpha-2,8-sialyltransferase activity. Gene Ontology annotation, biological process: oligosaccharide metabolic process; N-glycan processing. Lineage: Eukaryota; Metazoa; Chordata; Leptocardii; Amphioxiformes; Branchiostomatidae. The record is from RefSeq and is a predicted model, not a curated record. Bases 212 to 1264 code for a protein of 350 amino acids. The transcript has 4 exons.
UAACCUUUUAGUCACCUUUUAUUUGUAUUUCGAGGACAGGCCGCAUUUCUUGGCUUAAGGAUCUGUCUAAUCACAUUAUAGCAAGGGGCUCAGUGACUUUGGACAUAUGCAGAACGCCUAGAAUUGAGAGAACUUCGACCAACGGUGUUCCUUCUAACUUGUCGGACGAGCUACUUUCCAACUGUGUGAUUCCACCUUUCUGGCACUGAACAUGGCGAACAGACGAUCGUGUGUUCCGUUCCUAACCUUCGGACUACUCCUAUCGACCGUUGUCUUCAUUUUGAUCGGCAUGAAGGCUUGGCAGAACCGUCAAUAUGUUUUCUUUUAUCAAGACGUGGGGACAGGGACAGUUUCUUCAACAGAAAGGAUGAGCUCACCUAGAACAACCAAGAUGCCGGAAGUGAAUUUCAAUACAUCGGAAGUUGAACGGAUAAGACAGUGGGUUUUGAAGUACUUCGAUCCAGACAAAGACCUCACCAUAAACAAGUCUCAAGUCCAUCUUUGGCAACGUAUCCGGUACGAAGCUACUCCGAAAGAAUACGCCAACAUCACAGAGAACUUCUUCCGCCUAAUUCCGGAAUCCUCGCCUCUUCUGGACAAACACUUCCGGUCCUGUGCAGUCGUGGGGAAUUCUGGGAUACUCAACGGCAGCCAUUGUGGUUUUCAAAUCGACUCUGCAGACUUCGUGUUUAGAUGUAACCUUGCUUCUAUUGAAGGAUAUGAAAAUGAUGUAGGGACAAAAUCUAACUUUACCACAAUGAACCCUUCCGUUCUUCCCCACGAUUAUAAAGGAUACCAAGAAGAUAAGAGCUUAAGAGAAAAGUUUGUGAAACGACUGCGUCUCAUAAGUGAUCAGAUUCUUCACAUUCCUGCCUUCGUAACAGUGAACGGACGUCAGGACGUGGAGUUUACCAACGCAAUGAUAGUGGAGCAUCAUUUGCCAAUUAAGCUUUCGUACGCGCCAAGGGGAACUACUGGGAAAAUGAACAAGCUUUGGAAGAAUUCAGAAUUCAAGCCGAAACGACCAUCUACGGGCACCAUAAUGUUCGCGCUGGCAGCUUCUUUGUGCGACCAGAUCCACUUGUACGGAUUCUACCCGUUUGGAAAGGACAAAUACGGACGGAGGAUAAAAUACCAUUACUAUGGGAGAGUAGGAAACCUUCGCAACCAUAAUAUGACUGAAGAGUAUCGGGCGUUUCAGGUGCUCCACCAGCGGAAGGCAUUGGUACUGCACACAGAGCCUUGUGAUGACCACGUGCUGUGAAUUAUCAAAAACUCCUUCGUAUUUGAUGUGUUACUAAUUUUGCUAUUACAUUAACCAGACCACUCAACACAUGUAAUCAUUGUUAAAUUCCUAAUGUUCAUUGAACAUUGUUUAUUCUUGCAAUGCCGAGAAGUAUUGAUACAAUAAAUGGAAUCUCCAUCAAUACAGUGAUAUAAA